GCAUCCAAUAUAUGUCAUAUACUUCAUCCCCUGAUGUUAAUCUGAAAAAAAUGGAAACUAUAUUAAGAAUGGAGAAUGGUUUUUGGGGAGCUCAUGUAUGAAAGACAUCUUUGCUCGGCUGCUAUUCUCAUCAUUUCAAUUACCCCAUAGUUUUGCAUUUCAUGUCUUACUUCUGAUACGGGUUUUUAAAAUCACCCAGAUAUAAUUUUUAAGUAAGUGAAAUAAAUUCAAGAACAAUAAUCUCAAGUACGCAACAACAAUGUGGAGAUCAGGGCUGCUGAAACCCCUAAAGAAUGCUGCUUCGUGUAAUCUAUUCUUUCAAAUUCAGAGAGGCCUGCACAGCAGAAACAAGAAAGCCAAGGAAUACAUUGGCAAAGGAUGGAGUGCUAUCCAGGAAGUUGACAGGGUGAUUCCAUACACAGAACCUGACGAUGAACUUUUAAUACCAUUGCUUAAAAGUGCUAAGCAGAAUUUUGAAUUGGCAUUGGAAGUUGACAACCUGAACACUCAGGCAAGGCUGUGGUUAGCACGGCUGCAUUUGAAGUAUUGUGUCCCUGGUGCCUGCAAAGCUGUCGGUGCUGGACUACUUGUUGAAGCAGCUGACAUGGGGAAUGCAGAUGCACAGUACGAGCUUUUUUGUCAACUGCGAACAGGGGAGAGCUCUAUAACUAAAGACAGACAGGCCGUCUACUACUUGGAUAAAGCUAUCAAUCAGUUACAGCCAGAUGCUUUAUUUGUACUUGGUGCUAUGCAUUUAGGUGGAGACUGUGUGAAAAAGGAUCUAGAAUUAGCUGCAUGGUGUUUCCAGAAAGCUACUCAGAAGGAGGUAAGGAAAGAGAUCAAAAGGAUCAGGUUGGAAGAAGAUUGGAGUGAGUAUCUUAAGGAGAAGUCAUACAAUCGCUCCAAGGCAAACAAGCAAGGAUGGGAGGACUCAACUACAUCAAUAAUUCUCAUCACCACUACUUUGAGCAAGCUAGAGAAUGUUGAGUAUCAAGAGAUAUCUCUUGAUAUCCCUUCAUGAUGAUGAAUCAAAUCAAGACUAUGAAGUGCAAGAUAAAGGUGGAAUCCUAGUCAUCGUCCCAGUCACUACCUCCACUAAUCAAAAAGGUUCCACUUCAACACGUCCAAGUUCAAUGAAUCAAGCUCAUAUAUGAAGGCGCAAACUCCAAUAUACCUACCUUUGAUAUCUAUUGGUCCACGUUCAUUGAAUGUGAUUUUCUGAUUGGUUGAGAGUUUGUUGUAACAAACCCUAAUUAGGUUUUCAUUGUAAAAUCUUGGCCAUUGAUGGAGAAUCAAUCUUGGCCGUUCAUUGUAAAUGAGCUCUCUAUAUAAAGCUCAAACUCUUAAUUUGUAAAGGUUAAUGGUUAAUACUUGGCUAGUACGGAAUAGAGUAGUGAAUAGAGGGAAUAGAGUAGCAAUUAGAAUAGAAGUUAGAUUAGCAGAAGGCAAAGAUUGUUGUUAAACCUUGUUGUAAAGAACAAUUGAUUUCAUUGAAGUUAUGGUGAAUUUGAUUUGUUGU
This is a messenger RNA of Cryptomeria japonica (Japanese cedar), 1519 nucleotides long. RefSeq lists its product as uncharacterized. The transcript is spliced from 7 exons. NCBI's taxonomy places the organism in Eukaryota, Viridiplantae, Streptophyta, Pinopsida, Cupressales, Cupressaceae. Gene Ontology annotation, molecular function: protein binding. Bases 260 to 1021 code for a protein of 253 amino acids. The record is from RefSeq and is a predicted model, not a curated record.